Linum trigynum is the source of this 231-nucleotide messenger RNA. The record is from the annotation of a GenBank genome assembly. NCBI's taxonomy places the organism in Eukaryota, Viridiplantae, Streptophyta, Magnoliopsida, Malpighiales, Linaceae.
AUGCGAGAUAAAAAAAAAGAAAUUACGGAGAAGGGAACUUACGAUGUGGAGGUGCGCGGGGGUCCAGGAGAAGGCCGAGGAGGAGAUGCGAUCGGCCAGGCCGGCGAGGAAGUGCGGAGCAAGCGGAAGCUGGCGGGCGGCGGAGAGGGGGAGAUGAGGUGGAAGAGUUGGCCGGCGAUGGCGGGGUCGGGGAAGAGGGAGAGAGCGUGGAUGAGCGGGGAGACGAGGUAG